AUGAUUGCAACUGAACAGAGAUCCUUCACGUCCGACGGCGUGUCUGUGUACGGUGGAGUUGCGGCGGCAGGAGGCUGUCGACGAUGGAGGAGCUCUCGGAUCUGUUGGCUUUUGGAGGCGGUCGACGGUGGAGUUGCUCUCAGACUGUUGCCGGCGUGGAUGCCGGCCGGUGAUCCACUGCCGUUGCUCCCAUCACACCACCGCCUCCACCCACACGACGGGCACACCUCAGAACCCACCGUCGCCACUUUGGGACUGUGCCUCGUUCACGGUGAUAUUCCAACCGUCGAGCUCUUGGGAAGGAAGAAGAAAUAA
This is a messenger RNA of Striga asiatica, 315 nucleotides long. The record is from the annotation of a GenBank genome assembly. NCBI's taxonomy places the organism in Eukaryota, Viridiplantae, Streptophyta, Magnoliopsida, Lamiales, Orobanchaceae.